Molecule: messenger RNA, 3475 nt
Organism: Melospiza melodia melodia
Lineage: Eukaryota; Metazoa; Chordata; Aves; Passeriformes; Passerellidae
Gene: ANP32E
Product: acidic nuclear phosphoprotein 32 family member E
Exons: 7
Coding region: 96-860 (254 amino acids)
Biological process (GO): regulation of apoptotic process
Cellular component (GO): nucleus
Molecular function (GO): phosphatase inhibitor activity; histone binding
Source: RefSeq, a predicted model, not a curated record
CGGCGCGCUCCCGGCGCCCGCCGCAGCCGCAGCGACCCUCGCGGCCGCUCUAGGCCACCCUCCCUCGCCAGUGCGGAACCGCGGGAGGGGGGGCAAUGGAGAUGAAGAAGCGCAUCAACCUGGAGUUGCGGAACCGGGCCCCCGAGAAGGUGACAGAGUUGGUGCUCGAUAACUGCCGCUCCAGCAACGGCGAGAUCGAAGGGCUCAACGACUCGUUCAAGGAGCUCCAGUUCCUCAGCAUGGCCAACGUGGAGCUGACAUCCCUGGCCAAGCUGCCCACGCUGAGCAAGCUCCGGAAGCUGGAGUUGAGCGACAAUGUCAUUUCUGGAGGCCUGGAGGUCCUUGCAGAGAGAUGUCCUAAUCUCACAUAUCUAAAUCUAAGUGGCAACAAAAUCAAAGAUCUUGGCACUGUGGAAGCUCUUCAAAAUCUGAAGAAUUUGAAGAGUCUUGACCUGUUCAACUGUGAGAUUACAAACCUUGAGGACUACAGGGACAGCAUCUUUGAGCUGCUCCAGCAGAUCACAUACCUGGAUGGGUUUGAUCAGGAGGACAACGAGGCACCAGACUCGGAAGAUGAUGAUGAUGAGGGGGAUGAAGAUGAUGAUGAUGAUGAGAAUGAAGCUGGGCCUCCAGGAGAAUAUGAAGAAGAUGAUGAUGAAGAUGAUGGAGCUUCAGAUUUGGGUGAAGGUGAAGAGGAGGAGGAAGUUGGUCUUUCAUACCUGAUGAAAGAAGAAAUUCAGGAUGAAGAGGAUGAUGAUGACUACGUUGAAGGAGGUGAUGAGGAGGAAGAAGCAGAGGGAGUCCGAGGCGAGAAGAGGAAACGAGAGCCCGAGGAUGAAGGCGAGGAAGAGGAGGAUUAACUUGCAGGACCAGACUCUCCAGUUGAGGAAGACGCAAUAGUGAUUAUGCAGCUCUGUAUGUCCAUGUACCAUAGAUGUCCUGACAGAAAUCCUAUGUUAACUUUUUAUAGCAGAAGUGUGGUUUUACUAUUCCUGCCCCUUUUAUCAUUCCAGAUAAGCUCUGAUAGCCCAUAGGGAACCUUCUGUAGAGAACAAUUUUCAGCCCUAUAAUCACUGAAGCCGUUGGCAAAUUCCCCCCACCAGACUUUUCUUUGGAGCUCUUUCAUUUCAUACAAUCUUGCUGUGUUGGUCAUUGUUAGCCCUGAAUCCAACCCCAUGUCCCAUGGGUUUAAUAUUGGGAGUUUUCAUUCAGAAUUUUCAAGUUUUUAUGCUUAAAAGGCUGAACUGAAAAGUGCUGUACAGCGAAUUCCCCACUCUCUGUUAAAUCAGUUGACUCUAGGCCAAGUUUUCCAUGGAUUCAACUGGAAACCCCUAACUAGAUGACACCCAUGUUUGUUUUUUUAAAAGGUGACUCCUGUGAUUUUUUUUUUCCUGUGUUGUUUUUUUUUUUUUUUUUUUUGAAGGCUCCUCUCUAUUUUGGGUAUUCCAGGGUAAAGCCUCAGUGGGUUUCAGAAGAUGUUUUUGUUUUCCUGCUUGCUCCAAUGUUCAGUGUUUGGAGUAUCCACUAGAUUCCUUCAGGAGUGUAUUUUGGCAAACUGAAAGAGUUGUGAUCCUUACAGGGUUGCAAUCCAUAAAUUUUCCCCCAAGUCCAUUGUCACUGCAGGUAUUAACAAAGCAAUUAAUGUGUAGUUUUAAACCUUUUUGCCAGAAGUCUUUGUUAAACUUUCACUCACUUUGCUCUUGCAUUGUCAUUCUGGGAAUUCUGCACCACUCAUGGCUAUAAAAUGUAUAAAAUAGAUGAAAUAUGCAUUUCUGAUGCAGAAGUGAACGGGUAACUCCUCCAAGCGUGUUGUUUUCCACCCCCCAGCUUUUCUAGAACUGUUGAAGGGAAGAAUUGAACCCAGGUUGGCCUUUCUCUGCACUUCACCUCUUCAACUGUUUAAAUCUGGAUGUAAAACACUCGGUUUGUGUGUAACAGUUGGGAAUAUUUGGGGGUUUAUAUUGAGUGGCUGCAGAGAGAGCAUGAGGGAUGUGCAGAGAGGCUUUUGUAAUUCCUAAUAGCAGCCUUUAUAAUCCCUAAUCUGCCCCAGUCUAUCAUCCUUUCCUGUUGGAAACAAAUUUUCACUUCCAGCAUUCCUCCUUCAGGCGUGACCUGGGUCUCACACGGCAGUGGUGGUGUCACACUGACUGACAUCAGUCUCACACAGGUCCUGAACCAAAUAUCACACACAGCUUUAUUGCAGAGACGUGUUUUUGUAUCUGUCCUGGCUGCCAGAAACUGGGGAGAGCCUGCAGGUGGGAGGAGGGAGAUCCCUGGGUCUGAGAGAGUCAGUCCCUCGUCACCUGGUUCCCCGGGGGAUGUUCCUGUAGGAAUUUCAGUGUGACCUCCAGCUCUUGGGUGGAGUUUAGAUCAUGCAGGGUUGAAGUUCUGCAAAGCCCCACUCACUCCCUGUGUGUGUGGUUUUAUUUCCCCUCACAACUAGAGCCUUAACUCUGGGUUUUUUCCUGAACCUUCCCAGCCUCAAAAGCAGAGUCUGGUGGUGCACUGGGGGACAACUGACUCCUUGGGCUUUGUGCUUUUUAAAGGAUAUCUCUAAAGACACUAGAAAAGCUGUGGUGAAACUUCCUUUGCAGCCACAACCAAGUGCUGUGUUUGUGAUGAUGAGUCCUGGCUGGGUCAGUGCAUGGUUGUCAUGUCCUGAAGGCUCUGGGUGAGGCACUCACUCCGUGCUCAGCUUUGAGAGAAAGAAAAAUGUUUUUCCCAUCCUUUUGCUUCUUGUCCUUAGAUUGAAACUUGUUAUUUAUAAGUGUGUAUGUUAGAGCACCUCCAUGUCAGGGUUUUACUUAACUGUUACUGAUGCAGAUAAAAUUAGUUUUAAAUGGAAGAAGAAGAAGAAAAAAAAAAAAAGAGUCUAUUUUGAUGGAUUAAAAUAAUGUGGGUAGUGGGCUUGUUUGGGUAAGCAAGACCAGAGCUCUGAGGGGUGACAGCCCUUUUCUAGGCCAGACUUCCCACUCCCCAAACAGCCACAGUUCCACCACGUGGAACCUGAGCCCCUCACGAACCCCAGAAUCUGUCCCAGUGUCACCGUCCCCGUCCCGUGUCCUCCGCUCGGCAUGCAGCAACAGCGUUUUUUAACGAGGAAUUCAGAGCCUCCAGAUAACUUUUGAAACUUUUUUGCUUGGUGGGUGGUCUUUUCAUGCAAAUACGUCAGGGUGGGUUUUAUAUUUUGUAGAGGUUUUGUCCUAUUUUAAUGCUCUUUGUAUGGCAGUCUGUAUAUAGUGUGGUUUGGUUCCUUCUCCGACUCUUUCCUGAAACUUUGGAGUAACUGAUUUUGUGCAACUGUGUUUUGAAUAAAGCCAUGACAGUGUUAAAUUAAAGACAACAGCCCUGCAGCACUCUUCUGGUAACUUUUAGUUGUAACAAAACAUGUUUCCUCCCCAUGUGUGCUGUAAAUUUUAAAUUAAAAAGUUUUCAAACCGAAUUAUUUCAAAUAAAUUGAGACUAUUGUAUUGGA